Messenger RNA from Pundamilia nyererei, 6028 nucleotides. It is a transcript of the gene dlgap4b, whose product is annotated as discs, large (Drosophila) homolog-associated protein 4b. Gene Ontology annotation, biological process: signaling. The coding region runs from base 622 to 4218 and encodes 1198 amino acids. The record is from RefSeq and is a predicted model, not a curated record. Gene Ontology annotation, molecular function: molecular adaptor activity. Lineage: Eukaryota; Metazoa; Chordata; Actinopteri; Cichliformes; Cichlidae. Gene Ontology annotation, cellular component: glutamatergic synapse; postsynaptic specialization. The transcript has 15 exons.
CAGACAGAGGCAGUCCUCCUCUCCUUCUUCUCACCUGCCUGUGUGUCUCUUUGUUCAUGUGCCUGUCUGUCGUCUUUAAGCUUAGAAAUAUAGAGUGAACACAGAGCUCGGUAAUGGAGACCACGGUGGACCGGCGUUCCCGCUUUUACCCCCGCGAGAGGCACACAAACUCACCGGACAAAUAAGGCGUCAAAGGACGGCACGCCGGGUUUCAGCGGAAAGCGCCUGUCACUGCUAGUUACCACAGCGGCGCUCGCAAGUGUGAUCUCCUUCAUCCAUCCUCCUCUUCCUCGCCGUCAGCACGUCUUGAAAAACAGAUGCCCUGCACGGGAAGUUACGGACUAAACACGGAUACAUUCUCCAAGUCGUCUUCUCCAAUUUCCCAGAAGCGCUCUCACCCGAAGGAUUUCUUCGUCUAUGAGCCAGCUCUUCACUGACCUCAAAAACAAGCUCUUUGGCCGCCCCAGUGAGAAGAGCUCCACCAACUCAGAUCGAGGCUUCUGAGAAAUGAGCUGCCAAUGUAAGUCCCUUGGCUGACCUCAGCGCUUCGCUGGAAAUAUCUUCAAAAGAAUCUCUCUUCUGGCCUGGAGGUCUUCUAGAGGGUUGGACCUCCUCGCCAUCAUGAAAGGCUUAGGGACCAACCGCAGCAGACACCUGUCUGAUUCCUGCGACACUUCUGCAGACCAUUCAGAGGCCCUCUUUUCUCAUAAGACCACCACACUUCCUCGCAGCCCUUACUUGCUGAGUCCCACAAUGGACCACUAUGGCACCAUGGACCCCCACCUUUACUCUUCAGCCAACCCAAGCUCCCUUCCACCAGAAUGCAUGCUGCCCCUCAACAACCAGCUGUCCAACAGCAGCACCUUUCCUGGGAUUCACUACAACUCCUAUGACCAGUCUGAUUUUUCUCCUCCUGGGGACAGUAUCGGAGGAAUAAGCACAGGGACCAUGGGGACCUCCAUGUCCAUGGGCAUGGGCAUGGGGACGGGAAUGGGCAUGGGCAUGGCAGGGCUGAGCGCACGAACACCUAUGAUUACAAGUGGCUCAGCAACAAUAUCACAUCAUAUGACCAAGAACCAGACCCCACCAAGUCUGCUUGAGUUUGAUAAACAGUUACCUGGCGGCCGUGAUGGAUUCAGCACAUUGCAGUUUCACCGAACAUCUGCUGCUGCUGCUGCCAAGCAGCGUACGGACAGUCCUGGUCGUAUUCGUUACAUGCUGCACUCAGUGCAGAAGCUCUUUGCGAAGUCGCAGUCCCUGGAGAGCCACAACAUGAAAGGAAAUGUUAACGGACGGUCGACCGGCAGUGGAGGAGGUUCAUCUAGUACGGAGGAUGGAGGGAAGCACAAUCGCAGAGCCAAAAGUAAAGAUCGGGGUACAAAAUCAGAAGCAACUGCCAAGCGACGGCCACGCUCCAACAUGUCGGGUUACUGGAGCUCGGACGAUCUGGACAGCAGCGAUUUGAGCAGCUACCACAACACCAUGGCCAUGAUGACUCUCGGGCGUCCAUCUGGCCCCGACAGCCACGGGGGGCAGAACAGAUACAUCCACAGUGGCUACAACACUAUCAGCUCAUCUAAAAGCAGCAGUGACUUAAAGUAUCAGGCACUUCCUGGGCCAGGGGGUGGAGGAGGUGGUGGAUUAAGUGGACUAGGUGGAUUAAGUGGACCAGGAGGUUUGAUGAUGAAUGAUAGUGACUAUAUGAAAGGAGGGUCAUGGUCCACAUUAACCAUGGGUCAACCAAGACAGGUUAUUCAGAAGGGCUCAGCUACACUGGACAGGUCCAUGCUCAAAUCCAAGUCCUGUCAACAAGAACUAACCUGCAACUACCUACAGGUUGGAAGAAGGGGUGACUGGAGCAGCUCAUUAGGUCGCAGCGGGGGUGCCAAUGAAAUCCCAUGCCGGCGGAUGCGGAGUGGUAGCUAUGUGAAGGCAAUGGGAGACAUGGAAGACAGCGAUGACUCUGAGGGAAGUCCCAAACCCUCACCAAAAACUGCUGCUCGGCGUCAGAGCUACCUCAGGGCUACCCAGCAGUCUCUGAGUGACCAGUUUCCCCCACGCAACAGAACCCUGGAAUACACCUUUUUGCAAGGGGAGCUAGAUGCCCUGUGGUCUCCACUCCACAGUGUGUCCUCUCUGCACCAGCUGGGCAGGUCAAUGAGCAGCUGUCUUCCAGCUCUCAGAGAGUUCUCCAAUAAUCGCAGCCUAGACAACCUAGACUGUAUUGGGAGUAUAGGCUCAUCUUUGCCACCAUGGGACGACGAUGACUUCAGCCAGGCUUGCAGUACCUUGGGCAGGCGCAUGGGACAGCUACGAGACCUAGAAAGGAGCCAUCAUUAUGAAGACCGCAGCUCAGAUUCUACAUUUAGAGAUUCCCGUUCCCAUUCUCAGGACAACUCAGAGCCUCCAGACCUACCCAUGCCAACGUGCUUCCGAUCCCGCAGCCACAGCUACCUGAGAGCCAUCCAGGCUGGCUGUUCCCAAGACGACGAAGUUGCAUCCAUUGACUCGGGCUGCUCUCCGCCUCCCAUUGACACCACGGUUCGCACCUACAGCACCAGCACUGACGAACUUUCUGGACAAUGGAAGACAUGGAAAGAACAGUUUGGCUCUUACCUGAGAGCCACAGGCUUGGACAAAGAACCAAAGGAGAAACAACUUGCAAUUUUUCUUCAGCGUUUUGGGACAGACAGACCACACAUCCUACCCCCACGCACAGUCUCCUCGUGCAUAACCACCUGUAAGAAAGCAGCUCCUCCACCAGUGCCACCCCGUACAACCUCCAAGCCCUACAUCUCAGUGACCGUGCAGAGCAGCACAGAAUCGGCCCAGGACAACUACUUGGACCAGCAGGACAGGAGGUCAGAGGUCAACAGCCAAUCUAGCCACGCUCAAAGCAAUUCUUCUGACAGCCUUGACAGCACCCGUGCCAACAGCCUGGCCCGGGGCAUUCCCCGCCCUCCGCACAUCAUCCCCACUCCUAUUGCUACCCCGAGAGAACCAAUUGCCCCCGCUACUGCAAAUGCUUCCACUGAGACAAGUGACUCUGUAGUCCAGCACGAACCCCUAAAAUCGGGAUUUAAUAAAGGAAAUCUUGCAGCAGAGGAGCCCCUAGUAGUCCCGGUGCCCAGGCGGAAACUUUCCUCCAUUGGCAUACAGGUGGACUGUAUUCAGGAAGUUGCACGAGAAGAGACUCCUCCCCUGACCAGAUUUCAAUCAAUUGGAGUACAGGUGGAGGACGGGUGGCAGCUCAGUCACUCCAGCAGCAUGGCCUCAAAACACGAAACAGACUCAGACACGCAGGACAUCUCUAUCAUCUCCCAUGUAAUUAAUGCCAAACCCACUGAGAAGAAAGUCAUGGUCAAUUGUGCCAGUCAGUCCAUGAGCUCCCCUCCUGGACGAGACUCUUUAGACAGUGCCGACCCCACCUCUUCACCUCCACCUCCCAGGCAGAUUCUCAACCGCUCCACCACAAGAAGCAGCUCUUCCUCUUUUUCGGAAAGUCUGGACCCAGCGUUGGACCCCUCUUCUCUUCCACCGCCAGACCCCUGGCUGGACAGCGGGAAUAACAGCAGUGUCCCUCAGAGCGGAGGAGGGGGAACGCUGUGUCGGAGGGACGGCCAGUGGUUCUUGAAGCUGCUGCAGGCCGAGACGGGACGCAUGGAAGGCUGGUGCCAGCAGAUGGAACAGGAAACCAAAGAUAACCAGCUCUCAGAAGAGGUGCUGGGGAAGAUUCGCAGUGCAGUAGGAAGUGCCCAACUCCUAAUGUCUCAGAAGUUUCAGCAGUUCCGGGGACUGUGUGAACAAAACUUGAAUACAAAUGCCAACCCACGCCCUACAGCCCAGGACCUGGCUGGUUUUUGGGACCUCCUUCAGCUAUCCAUUGAAGACAUCAGCCUCAAAUUUGAUGAGCUUUACCAUCUCAAGUCCAAUGACUGGCAGCCCGUGACAUCUGCAGCUGCCCAGUCAAAUUCUGAGCGGAAGGACGAGGAGAAGGCGGCGUCAAAGAAGCCUGGUAAGGUACGACCACCGCUGGGCCGCGAGAAGAGUGCCGACUCUUCAUCCAACUCUUCCUUGAGCUCGGCAGAGAAACAGCGACAAGAGGCUCGCAAGCGUCUGCUGGCUGCUAAGAAGGCUGCCUCGUUUCGCCAGAACUCGGCCACAGAGAGCGCAGACAGCAUCGAAAUUUACGUCCCUGAGGCCCAGACUCGUCUCUGAAAGAAACUGUGAGAGAGGGCCGUUGGGUUGGAACAAAAGACAGUUAAGUGUCAGUUAAACACCUGGAGAAAGGAGAGGAAGCUUUUGCAAUGUAAAUGAGUCAUCUCAGUGAAGAUGGGUACGGGUGGAGGGAAAAGAGUGGGGAAAUUCCUGAGUUUGGAGGGUUUUGACACAUUCAUACAAUAAUAGGCUGGUCCUGGUGACUUCAAAUGAGCAAACAAGUCAUUGAAUAUUUCUCGGACCCAACGGACUUUGAAGCAGGAGACUCCUCAUUUGAGUCUUGCCAUUGAAAACCUCAGCUGAUGAACUUUAUCUUUUCUUGUUACGGUUCUUGAUAUCAUCAUAAAAAAUUGUUAAUGAAGGUAUUGUUAUAAUGACAAUUAUAUCCUAAAGAAUCUAUAUGAAGACUGUUUUAAAUGUUCCUGUAUCUCGGCUAUAAGAUAUUUUAAGCAGACAGAAGGCAAGCGUUUAUGCUUUUCUGUCUUCCAUCGUCCUGCUCUCUUCCCAGACCAUUGGCCAUCUUGUAGCUUUUGCACAACACCGCCUUGUGGCCAUCACAGACACUGCACACAUACCACAAACUCACCUGUGUGUCUUCCUCCUAUUUAUUUGUUUGUUUGUUAACUUUCUUCAUCAUUUGAGUUCUAUAAAAAUCAGUUUAGAUCAGGUUAUUACGAAUAGUUUUGGUGUGAUGAAACUGAAAGUCAGGUUUAAAGGGGUAUUUGUAUAGUUAGCAGUUACCUCUUGCGUAUGUCCUACAGAGUCGAUUGUGUCAAAGAUGUUUUUUAACAAACUUUAGGUUUAGUGUCUGAAUAGAUUUUGAAUGAGAACGCAUCCCAAUAAUCAGGCAAAGCUUGAGGACAUUUUAGGAUACGCACUACCGCUCGAAAGUUUGGGGUUUUUUAGAAAUGUUUUUGUUUUCUUUGUUUUGUGAAGAGAAGCUCACUUGUUUUAAGCUAAUGUAGCGCUGACCAGCAGAAAUGUUAUACCGGUAAUUGGCAGCAAUUAAUUACAAUUACCAACAUUUCAGGCAUACAUACCUUCACUCCUGUGUUCUAAUGGCAUGAUCCCUAAUACCAGUUUGUCAUAUUAAAAGAAUAAUUAUUAGGAAACCUCUUUCAGUUAUGUUAACAUAGCUGACAAAACUUGUGCCAUUAACAGAAGCCAUUACAUUACAUGCCAUUACAUUUAAUGUUGUUUCUUUCACUGUGGAUUAGAUGUUUAAAAAGACAUUUUAGAUAACUAAAAUUAAAACAAACUGGGGGGAAUUUAAGACUAUAACUGAAACAAUUUUGUGAACUUGGAACACUAAUAAAUAUAUAGAAAUAAAUAUAUAGAGGAGAUAUCCUUAAUUACUAUCUGUUAGUUAUGUCAAGAAGAGGCUUUGAUGUGUUUGAAACUCAGGAUCUCUGGACACUGUGAACCAGCUGCUUUCAAAAAGUUAUGUGAUUUUAUUGUAAUACCUGGACUGAUUUUCCUAAAUCUUGUCUUUUACUUAUACAGUCCAUAUAAUAUUAAUUUAAAUGGACACUAAACCUAAACAUUUUCAAAGAAUAGAAAUUACCGGUAAAUUGAAAUAAGAGAAUCACCCCUGGGAAAAUAACUGAAAAACAAACAGUCAAAAUAAAAGGUAAUUGGAAAUGGCUGAAGCAGGUCCAGCUAUUGUCACUUAAUAAAAACAUUUAUUGAUUCAUACAAUGUUUUUUUUUGUUUUGUUUUGUUUUUUUACUACUCGGAGAAGUGCAAACCAGCUCUAAAGAGAACAGAAAGAAUGAGAUAAAACCCUGUAGAUCAUUGCGCUAGGAGAUAU